Molecule: messenger RNA, 1950 nt
Organism: Pistacia vera
Lineage: Eukaryota; Viridiplantae; Streptophyta; Magnoliopsida; Sapindales; Anacardiaceae
Product: cation/calcium exchanger 2
Exons: 1
Coding region: 232-1887 (551 amino acids)
Biological process (GO): transmembrane transport; monoatomic cation transport
Cellular component (GO): membrane
Molecular function (GO): monoatomic cation transmembrane transporter activity
Source: RefSeq, a predicted model, not a curated record
UGUGCUUCUCAAUAAAAUGGCCUACUCAACCACGAGACAAGUGUAUGCUUAAUUCGUAAGCAAGUCUCAAUCGAAUUCCCACCAUCUAAUAUCGAUGUCCCACUUGGUACAUGCCUCCAAAUUUGCUUUUACUGUUCCAGGAUUCCAUUCUUACCCUCUACUUUUAUGUCAAAUGCAUUUAGUUAAAGGUUAGUUAUUAUUAUCCAUUCCUUUUUGUUUCUUCAAUCUCUUAUGGGCACCUUAGGUUUUGUAUCACAGCACAAGAAAUACUUGAUAUUCUUCUUGAACGUUUCAUUUCUCUUAGUAGGUAGUGUCAUUCUCUUGGUUAUAUAUUUCACCUCUUCAGAAUUUCUUGUUUCAAGCAGUUUUGAUAAUAAUCAACAAGACUGCAAGGUUCUAGAGAAGUUAGAUGGCUACAAAGCCAAAUGCCUUUACCUGAAAUCCGGUAACCGAUGUGUCUCUCAAGGCUAUAUUGACUAUCUUUACCUAUUUUAUUGCAGUUUUGGAAGAUUUCCCUUUCUGGGAUAUUUUCUCAUCUUUCUUUGGCUUUUGGUUCUCUUCUAUCUCUUGGGAAAUACAGCCUCUGAAUACUUCUGUUCUUCGCUUGAAAGCCUAUCGAGGCUGCUAGAUUUGUCCCCCACGAUUGCCGGAGUGACUCUCCUGUCUCUCGGUAAUGGCGCCCCUGAUGUUUUUGCCAGUUUGGUGUCCUUUAUGGGCAGUGGGACAAGUGACAUUGGCCUUAAUACAGUGCUAGGUGCGGCUUCUUUUGUGACUUGUGUUGUGGUUGGAACUAUAUGCAUUUGCUUGCAUAAAAGAAGUGUUCGAGUGAACAAAUAUGCCUUUAUCAGAGACGUUUGCUUCUUCCUUCUUGUUCUUGCAUCCUUAGUUGUGAUCUUGAUUCGCGGCAAAAUCAACCUGUGGGGGGCAAUUGGUUUUUCCUCGAUGUAUGUUGUUUAUGUGGUUAUUGUAUAUCUCUCAGUCAUUUGUUAUCAUAUAAGUGGCGAAGAAAGUGAAACAGAAGAAUCUGCAAGCUAUGGUGGUGAUCUAAGUGUACCUAUUCUAAUUGAAAAAAGAGAGUCUAAUUCUUUAGAGGAAGGAAAUUUAGAAGAUGUAACUUCUGCAGAGACCAGUAAUUGUUUCUUUUGUAAUAUGAUACUUUAUAUUCUUGAGAUGCCCCUUUAUUUACCUAGAAGACUGACAAUUCCUGUAGUUUGUGAAAAGAAAUGGUCAAAGCCAAUUGCGGUUACUUCAGUGACAUUGUCACCAAUUCUCGUGGCAGCCCUUUGGAAUCCUGAAAGCCUGAUGGUGUGUGGAAUUGGUUUAUUAACAGGAUUUGCUUUAGGGGUUCUUGCAUUUUUAACAACAGAGAAAUCAAGCCCUCCAAAAUACUGCCUAUUCCCCUGGCUGGCAGGAGGAUUCUUAAUGAGUAUGGUUUGGAGUUACAUCACAGCUCAAGAAUUGGUGGCCUUGUUGGUUUCAGUUGGGUACAUUUUGGGCAUAAAACCUUCACUUCUGGGGCUCACAGUCCUCGCUUGGGGCAAUUCACUUGGAGAUUUGAUCACAAAUUUAACAAUGUCUUUGAAUGGAGAAUCCCAAGGGGCACAGGUUGCAAUUUCAGGGUGUUAUGCAGGGCCAAUCUUCAACAUUGUGUUUGGGCUGGGCUUGUCUCUUGUUGGGUCUUGUUGGAGAGAUUAUCCAUCAUCAAUGGUGAUCCUGGAAGACCCAUUUCUCUUGGAGACAUUGGGGUUUUUGGUGGGGGCAUUGGUGUGGGCACUUAUGGUUUUGCCAUGGAGAGGGAUGAGGCUUGACGGGGUAUUGGGAGGUGGGCUUAUAGUUAUUUAUUUGAUUUCUAUGUCAUUGAGGUUCCUAGUUCAUGAUCUAAAAUAAUACAAUUUUGUUGUGUUGUAUAUAUAUUUUAAUUUUAUAUUGUAUAAUGUUAUUAUUAAUGGU